AUGUCUGUUGAGGAACAAGUAUGUAUAACACUGCGAUACCUUGCAUCCUGUGCAUUUAUGCAAGUCGUAGACGAUACUUUUGGACGGGACAAGGCAACUGUGUGCCGUGUCAUACAUUGCGGGGCUGACCUCAUCGCGAGCAAGUCAGAAAUGUUAAUUCGAUUGCCUGACCAAGCUGAACAGGAUCGGACGAAAGCGGCGUUCAGGGAUGUGGCUGGAUUUCCAUGUGUCAUCGGACUCAUUGAUGGAACCCAUGUAAGAGUGAUAAAACCCAGUAAAGAGCAGGAGAGGGGAUUUAUCAACCGGAAGUUUAUGUCCAUCAAUGCCAUCUUGCCAGGGUCUGCUCAUGACAGGUUUGUAUUAAAGUCAUCUGCCUUGGGGGUACACCUGGAGACACAGCAUCGCGGCCUUGAAGAUUGUAUCCUUCUCGGAGAUAGACAGCGGACACAGAUAGAAAAGCUGUCUAUAACAGAGCACACUGCCGAACCCGUGUCAUUGUGGAAUCAACAUUCGGGAGAUGGAAAAGGCGCUUCGGCAUACUACUUGGUACAACUAGUCCCUGAAAAGGCAUCAAAGAUUAUAAUGGCAUGCGCUAUUCUGCACAUCAUCGCGUUUAUUCUUUGGGAACCUGAGGUAGAAGGAGAUGGAGUUGGGCUGGAUGGAAAUGUUGGACAACAGUUUAUUGGACGGACGAGAGACUGGCUUUCUCACCAGAGAAUAUAUUGGGCAACAAUACUUUUAAAUGUUGGAAAUAUGAGAGAUUAUUAA
Molecule: messenger RNA, 768 nt
Organism: Mya arenaria
Lineage: Eukaryota; Metazoa; Mollusca; Bivalvia; Myida; Myidae
Exons: 4
Coding region: 1-768 (255 amino acids)
Source: RefSeq, a predicted model, not a curated record